This is a messenger RNA of Penicillium diatomitis, 1530 nucleotides long. Its product is annotated as Tm-1-like ATP-binding domain-containing protein. The coding region runs from base 1 to 1530 and encodes 509 amino acids. The record is from RefSeq and is a predicted model, not a curated record. Lineage: Eukaryota; Fungi; Ascomycota; Eurotiomycetes; Eurotiales; Aspergillaceae. The transcript has a single exon.
AUGCCACCCCCAACCACACCCACCGUCCUCCUUCUAGGCACAUGCGAUACCAAACUGCCAGAACUCCUCUACACUAAAUCCCAAAUUGAAACCCGCUCACCCUGCACCGUUCAAAUCAUGGACAUCGGCCGCAACCCCAUCAUCCCCAUUGACCCCAACAUCACCUUUACCCCGGACAUCUACAGUUCCCACUUCACAUCACGCAAACGCCCCACCGUCGAGAUCAACUCUCUCAAUCGAUCAGAGUACAUCGAUACUCUUGCCUUCUACGCCAGUGCCUUUGUCGCGGACUUGUUCGCCGAGCAUAAAGUCCAUGCGGUCAUAGGAAUUGGAGGAUCGUGCGGGACGGCGCUGGCUACGCAGGUCAUGCGUGACGCGUUACCCGUGGGCGUUCCCAAGUUGAUGGUCUCGACGAUGGCGUCGGGCGAUGUUGGGCCGUAUGUUGGCGAGACGGAUGUGACGAUGAUGUAUAGUGUCGUAGACAUCGCGGGGCGGAAUCGCUUGCUGGAGAGAGUGUUGAGUAAUGCUGCGGGUGCGAUUGCGGGAAUGGCCAAGGUUUACUUUGAAGAUGUUGUUGUUCCAGAGACGAAGGCUACGACGGCUGCUCAAGCACAGAGUCAAGGGCGAACAGUCCCAGAUGCAACAAAGGAUUCAUCAACAUCAUCAGAAUCAACGCAUCAAGCAGAACCACAACCACAACCACAGCCUCAAAGACAUCAACCACAACCAUCAACCCAGACACAAGAAACUAUAACCGACAACAACAAAAACAACAACACCUCCAACCCCAUCCGCAUCGGCAUCACCAUGUUCGGCGUGACCACUCCCGCCGCAACCACCGCCCGCAAACGACUCGAAUCCAACCUCCCCUCGUGCGAAAUCUACGUCUUCCACGCCACCGGCUCCGGCGGCAAAGCCAUGGAACGCCUCAUCCGAGAAUCCCAACUUGACGCCGUCCUCGACCUCACCACCACCGAGAUCGCCGACGAGGUCGUCGGCGGUGUUCUCAGCGCCGGCCCGUCCCGUCUAUGCGCUGCUACGAAGCGGAACAUCCCUCGGGUGCUGAGCGUUGGAGCAUGCGACAUGGUGAAUUUUGGCACGCCGGAUUCGAUUCCACCCAUAUUUACCGCUGCGGGGGCCGACGCAGAGGGAUCCGGUGGCGCGCAGCAGAAAAGAGUCUUUCAUCGACAUAACGCGACGGUGACGCUGAUGCGCACGACGGGUGAGGAGUGUGCGAGGAUUGCAAAGGUCAUUGCGACGAAUUUGCUCGAGGGAAAUGCGGGCUGGGAGCAGGAUUGUCGGACAAAGGUGAUUUUGCCGCUUGGGGGCCUGAGUUUUUUGGAUACCCCUGGUCAACCGUUUUGGGAUCCGGACGCGGAUAAUGCUCUGUUUGCGACUCUGGAGGACGAGUUACGAGCCAGUGAGAUCGCCAUCAUCCGGGAUGAGCGGGCCAUCAAUGACCCCGGCUUUGCCACGGCAGCGGCCGAUCUGCUCUGUGAGUUGAUCAGCCAAGAUCAAAAUACAAACUAA